CUCUCUCUCUCUCUCUCUCUCUCUCUCUCUCUUGUCUUCAUCACAAAUUCAUUCAUUCAUUCAACCAAUCAAGGGCUGUCUAGUCUCCAUCACCAACACACACACACACACUCUCUCUCUCUUCCCUUUUCCUAUCCCUAUCUCUCCUUCCCUUACUCUCUUUUACUCUUUUACUCUUAUUCUUCCUCACUCUUGACUCUCUUUUCCAUUCAACAACCUUGACAAACCGUUGCACACUCUCCUGACUUUUUAUUUUUGCCCCAAUUGACUUUUUAAUUCCCUCUUCCCUUUAUACUCUCAAUUACACUUACACUUACACUUACACUUUUAAUCUGCCAACCCUCCAUCUUCUUCACCAUGUCCAGGGCUCAUUCUUAUGCUCAGAUUCCACUCAUGGAAACAUCUGCGACGGAGGCCAGAGACCAUGAUACCCACAAUAACGAUAACGAUAAUGACACCAAUCAUCGCCGAAACCUGGCCAUUGCCCGCAGUCAAAAAAGCUCCCGGAACAGCAACAGAAAUAAUGACCACCGUGGAUAUGCCACGUUGCGCAAUACUGAAGAUGAUGGCGAUGAGGACGACGAACUUGAGAACGCUGGUGAAAACAGUGUCAUGCUUCGACCUAUGGCCUCGUCUUCUUCAACCACUCCUGCCCCUACUGCUGCAUCUGGCUCUAGUUCCAGUUCGGGCUCUGCUCCCCGACGCCAUGUAUACUCCACAAAUUCUAAUAGUGACGACGAAGACGACCACGACCAGGACAAUGAAAUUUCCAUAGCCCCCCCUGCAGAAACAUCUUCAUCUAAUAUCAGAGGCUCCACAGCCACAUCAACUACAAAGAGAUCAGGCGCUCGUACAACCAAUAUGUCCUUCCUCGCACGUCUGACCGGUCGACAACGUCCAGAAAGGGAUGCCCAAAGGAUGGUUCGCUCUGCCGUAGAUGGUGUCUUUUCCAACUUAUCAGCCAAGCCACGGGUGGAAAAACCUUAUGAAGAAGAACUACCUCCAGCAUACAAGACUGCAGCUUUGGACGUAUCUCCGGCAUAUCAUGAGACAAAUCUCCCUCCUGGAUUUACAGACGAAGAUGAUAUGUUACUCGUGGAGGGUUUACCUGUUGGCGGACUGUUAGGUUUCAUGUGGAAUAUGAUUAUUUCAGUCAGUUUCCAAUUUGUUGGUUUUUUCUUGACAUACCUCCUACACACUUCGCAUGCAACCAAGGAAGGAUCCAAGACAGGACUUGGAAUUACUCUUGUCUCAAUGGGCUACAAAAUGAUGACCGGACGUUUCCCAGAUGGCUCUGAUGACGAUGUGGAUCCAUCCGAAGAUUCCGAUACAGGAUACAUGGGCAACCCUGGAAAUUCAGGAUAUUACAGCCCAAGUUCAUUGAGGAGAGUGACCGAUUAUGAAUGGCUAUCAUAUAUUCUGUUGAUGUUGGGAAUGGCUAUCCUAGUCCAGUCAGUCUCUUCCUUCACAAGAGUCAAGCUAUCAGAGAUCAGGAUCCAGUUGGCAGCACAUUCUGCAACACAUGCUGAAGCCACCGUCUCAGGAAGUGCUGCUGCUGGAGCUUCAUCAUCAUCAACAUCAACGUCAGGAGAAGGACGAUCGGGUACGGUCGUUAUCACAAUAGUCUAGUCCUAGGCGAGAGCGAUAGUAAUUCGAUACGGUGCC
Lobosporangium transversale is the source of this 1665-nucleotide messenger RNA. RefSeq lists its product as hypothetical. The coding region runs from base 358 to 1629 and encodes 423 amino acids. Gene Ontology annotation, biological process: positive regulation of protein ubiquitination; vacuolar transport; ubiquitin-dependent protein catabolic process. The transcript is spliced from 4 exons. NCBI's taxonomy places the organism in Eukaryota, Fungi, Mortierellomycota, Mortierellomycetes, Mortierellales, Mortierellaceae. The record is from RefSeq and is a predicted model, not a curated record. Gene Ontology annotation, cellular component: Golgi apparatus; perinuclear region of cytoplasm; endoplasmic reticulum.